Messenger RNA from Daktulosphaira vitifoliae (grape phylloxera), 1964 nucleotides. RefSeq lists its product as uncharacterized. The record is from RefSeq and is a predicted model, not a curated record. The coding region runs from base 78 to 725 and encodes 215 amino acids. Lineage: Eukaryota; Metazoa; Arthropoda; Insecta; Hemiptera; Phylloxeridae. The transcript is spliced from 6 exons.
UACGUAAAAUUAUUCAGAUAAAAUUUAAACAUUUAUAUAAUUAUUUUUUAAUUUGUUAUUUUCUUAAAAUCAUUGUAAUGCAUUUAAAAAUUAUACUAAUCUUUUGUGCAUUAUGUUUUUUUACCGAUACAAUGAGUAAGGGACUUAAUGCAAUACAAAUACAAUGCUUGCAAAUAUUGGUAAAAAACUAUAAUGAUAAAGAAAUAGUAAACAAAGUGAUAAAUGCUUUUAAUGUCGAUAAAGAAUACAAUUAUAAUCAUAACGAUACAGAACAUAAAAGAGUUUAUGACAUUCUACAUUUUAUGCAUACAUUUGAUAAGGCCGGUGAUAAAAUAAUACUAACUGGUGAUGAACAUCCAAUUAUAAAACUGGAUAUAAAUGAGUUAAAAAUAGUGUUCGAUCAUAUAUCUGACAUUGGCUUAAAAGACAAUGGUUGUGUUGUAGAGGAGGAGAAAUUCCAUACAUUGAUUGAUUUGUUUGGCUUCAGUGGUCUUAUUAAUGAUGAUGAUACACUGGCUGUUUGGAAAACAAACAUUAAGGAAGAUUAUAAAUACGAUUUAAGUGAAGUAUUGAUAGAAUUAUUAGGAUACCAGGCACAAUUGUAUAAAUGGAAAUUUGGUAAAAUAGAAGAUCUGAAAAUUUUCGACGAAUUUAUUAAAUAUGCCUUAAUGGAUCACACCUCUGAUCAAAUAAAGCCUAAAUUAGUAUUACUAUUAAAUAAUUAAAAUGUAAUUUCUAUGUCCAAUCAUUUAUUGUAUUUCAUUAAUAUUUUUAUUGCUUUAAAGUAACUUAGAUCCCGUUUUUUAAUUUAUUGUUCACUUUGUGCCAUUUUAUAAUUAUUCUUUAUUAAUUAUUUUUAUUAUCUUUAUUUAUUAACAGUGUACUCUUUCAUUUGUUUUUUAGUAAUGUUUAAAAUAAUACGCUAACGUUGUUAUUUGAACGCUGUGUGGGUUAAAUUUCAUUUUAUGUCAAGUUCAUAUUGGCGUCUAGUUUUUUGCAUAUUAUUAUAAAUAUUUAAUAAUCGCUUAUAAAAAAGCUUCAUUAUUAUUUUGUUCUUAAAACAGCAUUUAAAAGGAAAAUUUUAUUUGAAUAGUAUACAAAAAUCUAGUAAACAGUCUGUAUUUCAGUUUGGACUGCGAGAUAUUCCGAAAAACGAAAAAAUCUAAAUAAAAAUUGAUUAUAAUUGUUCCAAUUCAUUGUAUAAUUUCAUAUAAAAUCCAAAAUUACUUUUUUAGAAAUGAUUUAUACAGUGAAAUAUUAUUAAAAAUUUGGAUCAUUACAUACUAAUAGAAGACUACACAAAUAGAGUCAAGAAAUUCAUAAAUAACAAAGAAAAAGUAUUUAACUUUGUAGAAACCUAUUAUCAUUUUAAAUCUAACUCGACAUUUAAUUUAAAAACAAUAAAAAUGAAUUAUUUUAAUUGUCUAUUUAGUGUAAUAAACAAAAAUUAACAUGAUGAAGUAGGGAUAUAUUUGUAUAGAGGAGUUGUGAGUAAGGAGUGAGUUAGAGUUGAGAUAGUAUAUGGGGAUUUUGGAGUGUAAUAUGUAUAGUAAAGAGUAGUCUUAAUAAUUUAAACUACUCAGUAAAGUUAUUCCUAUUUUACCUUUUUCUACUCUUAUUUACUAUGUGAAGUCUUAAAGAGUAAAACAUGUAAAUAAAUUAUGGUGCUUACUUUUAUUCCCUUAAGUAGUCAUUCGAAUUAAUCUUGUAUUAACUUCUCGGUUCAGUGUUAACAAUCGUUUGUAGAUUUUUUCAUUUAUUUUGAUUAAUUAGAUUUAUGUAUGUAUUAAAUCUAAAUCAUCAGUUCGCGCUUUCAUCACCUUGACAAAAUACUUCGUUCAUAAAAAACACGUUUAAAAAUAUUUUCUCCAAUGUGACCUGUCUCUAUUAUGAUUUAUUUUUUUUUUAUACUUUUAAAAUUAUACUAUGUUUUUAUUAAUAAUAUAUUUGAUAAAUUCCUUAUA